Nelumbo nucifera (sacred lotus) is the source of this 1221-nucleotide messenger RNA. RefSeq lists its product as uncharacterized. The record is from RefSeq and is a predicted model, not a curated record. Lineage: Eukaryota; Viridiplantae; Streptophyta; Magnoliopsida; Proteales; Nelumbonaceae.
UGGCAGGAGACCCCAACUCUGUCUUUGUAACUGUUCUGUGGCUAUUUGUUAGGGCAAAGCUGACGGCGAAAGCGUGACGGACGGUUCGAAGAAGGGCAAGGAAUGGAAAGCGAUCCCGAGGUGAGAGCAGAGGAGGUGAUAGCGAAGCUCAAGGAUGAUGGAGAUUUCGACAAGCUCCGCCUCAAGAUCAUCCGUAAGCUGAAGGAAAACGAAGACUUGCGUAACAGUAUUGUCUCAAUGGUGAAGCAGUCAGCAGCACUUAAUCGUCCAGGAGCUGAGAACUUGAAACCUAGACAACUCUCUGAUGCCAUUCACGAAGAGAUGGGGGAAAAAGUUAUGGGCCAGAUUUCUGAUAGACUUUGGAAAGUAAUCAGAUCAAGUGACGGCAUGAAAAAUGAAAUCACUGAUACAGUACAAUCUGUGUAUAAUAAGCUAGUGAACCCAAAGAAGGAAGUUACUGAAGUAUCCUCCCCUAAAAAUCCAAGCACAGUUAAGAAGGAAGCUGCAAGUAGUAAUGGUUCUCCUGCAAUCCCUUCCUCUGAAAGAGAAGUUACGUCAUCUGAUAUUGAACCAGAAGAACCACCAGGUUUCUCUCUAUGCAGUCAUCAAGGCAACAAUCGCUGGAAUGAAUGCCAAGAUCAGUCACCAAAGCCCAUGGGUCAUGAGCAAGGACACGAGGAGGGAAAAAUGGAAGAACCUCGUCAUCCACACGAUGAUGCAUCAGAACUGAAUGACAGUGGUCCAAGUAUCCCACCUGGCUUUGCUGCAUAUGUUGAUCAUGAUCACCACCCAUGUGAUGGCAGUGAUGAGGACCCUGAUGUACCCCCUGGUUUCGGUUGAUGAGCUGCUGUUCAAUCCUCCUUUGGAUGAUGAUGCAACCAUGGGUUGUGCGUGGGUUCUACCACACCACACUAUCAUGUGCUAAGCAGGCUGGAUAAUAAUAUUCUAUCACCCAUCAGACUAGUAGAUUAUGGUCCUUUGGUGGUGGUUCAAGCAAAGAAUUGCUACCAUCAUUUUGUGGAUGCUAGCCCUUAGUUCCAAGACGUAUUACAGCUGCAAGCCCGUAGAAAAAAAAAAAAAAGAAAACCCUUAAGGAGGGAGAAGUUUAGGUGAGGCCAUGUUCCGUGUGAUAACUUGUUAAUACACUUAUAAUAUCUGGCUUUUACCCAAGUGUGGCAGACUUGAAGGGUUUAGUUAUAAAGAUGAUGUUACCACCACAAA